Suillus subalutaceus is the source of this 492-nucleotide messenger RNA. RefSeq lists its product as uncharacterized. The record is from RefSeq and is a predicted model, not a curated record. NCBI's taxonomy places the organism in Eukaryota, Fungi, Basidiomycota, Agaricomycetes, Boletales, Suillaceae. The coding region runs from base 1 to 492 and encodes 163 amino acids. The transcript has 7 exons.
AUGCGUUUCUCCUUUGUCCUUGCCACUGUUGUUGUUUUGACAGCAGCAAUAUUUGCCAAUGGGGACGACAACAUAGUAGGGAAUGCAAAACGUGCGAUUAUGCGAAGUGGACUCACCAACAUGGUAGAUCAUUUUUAUAAAUCGGGGUGCGAUGUGGACAAGUUGUCGAACGGGUGUAGUACAGUUAGCUUGAACGAUUCGGGUUUGAAAGAGCAGGAUGCCUUUACGAAUGGGAGAAUUGAACUACACACAAAAAACCGCAUAAGUAACACUUCAUACGAGUCGAUGGCAUCAGCGUUUGCACAUACAUAUUGUCCACGCACAAUGAGGAGCGCGAUGGACGAGGGGACCCUGCAUUGGGAUUUCAAGCCAAAGAACACAGUAGGAAAGACCAUGGUAGCGUGCGAUGACAUGGGCGUCGUAGAAUGGUGCCUCGGAGGAGAAGGCUGCGUAGAUGAGGGCGUCCACGCGCACAUUGCUAUAGCAGCCUAA